UCUCUCUCUCUUUUGCUCGCUCUCGUGCUACCUGCUGCACAUCCGCACUAAUCAUUGACAGGCUCGUGCACGCGGCGCGGCCAUGUGAGGCAGAGUCGUGGAUUGCCACAUGGGGAGGGGAAGGAAACGAGGGGGCAGGACCAUGGACAGCAGCCUCCAUUCAUCCACGUGAAGGAUACGCUUGGAUACAACUUUGACAGCCACGCCAGCGAUGCUGGCUACUACGCCAGCCUUGAGCUCCCAGAGGGCACCUGGUCCUACACCAACCCCUACGCCGAUGGCAACAAGCUGAUCUUCGUCUACUUUGACCGCGUGCAUCUUUGGAAGAACAUCUACAGCAGCUUUCACAAAAACGGCUAUGAUGCUGCCCAGGUGUCCUGGGGCUGAAGUAAGUGGCCAGCAUUAUUCACUUUAUAAAAAAGAUGAAUCAAAACACCUAUCUUUCUAAAACAAACAUGUUUUUUUAUGAGCCUGAGAGGAUGAGGAACGCCCCGACUCUCAAGCCUGAAGGUGCUGUCCAGGUGGGAGAACUAAAAGUCCGUCAAGGCCGGCUACAAGUUGACCCAGAAGGUGCUGGUGCGCUGGUCGAUCGAGUUGCAGAGCGUCGGGCUAAUCAUGGCGGUCGUCAACGCCAACACAGUCGCCGGGCUGUGGCUCCUUGCCAUGACCACGGGCAAGGAGGAACACAGGGACACACAGAGCCAAAAUCCUGGAGAUGUUCCAGAGGACAAGGGAGAGCUGGAGAAGGGCCGGGCGGUCCUCAAGCGGCCAUCUCUCCGCAUGGCCCACAAGGCUUCCUGCAGAAUGUCGCUGUGGGACUCCCUGAUGUGCAGGAUGUACAAGAGCACCUGCUGAAGUUCCUGGCGGUCCCUCUUCAAGUGUUUUGGUGCGAACUUCUCCAAGGAUGUGACUUCAGAAGCGAGGAAGAACGAGGCCUUGGAGUGUCCAACCGGCAGGAAAAUGAGCAGAGUCGAGGAGGACAGAAAGAUACUCAACAUCUGGACUCUUCCAACAACACAGGUACCCAGGUUAAGCGAGCUGGACUUGUAAAAGAUGUAGUGAUGUUCUGCCAACAAGAAAAUAUUGCCCCAAUGACUGAUAAUAAUGUGAGAAUCCCCUUAAACGCUGUUUGUGGAAAUGUUGGCAUACGUUCUUAAGACUAAG
Corythoichthys intestinalis (scribbled pipefish) is the source of this 1164-nucleotide messenger RNA. RefSeq lists its product as uncharacterized. The coding region runs from base 423 to 1157 and encodes 244 amino acids. The transcript is spliced from 4 exons. The record is from RefSeq and is a predicted model, not a curated record. Lineage: Eukaryota; Metazoa; Chordata; Actinopteri; Syngnathiformes; Syngnathidae.